ACCAGUCCCAGUCCCACUACGCCCCCCACAACGUCCAUAACCGAAUAGCUUCAACUUCACCUUCGCCACCUUUUGCUUAAUUCAAACAUCUAUUUCCAAACAAAACUUCUUUUUCAAAAAUCCUAAAUCAAAUUUUAAGCAAAAUCACUGUAAAUGAAACUGAAUAUCAAAUCAACGAAGAACCAAAAGAUAAUGGAACCAGAGGCACUACCACUGGCUGCAACGUCGUCCAUAUUCAUAAUUAAGAAACUCCGUUCGAAGCGACCUCGGAAAGGACGUUCUCAGAUCGCUUCUUUUGUUAUCCAAAACCAAACCAUUGAUCUCUCGGUUGAUUCCGGUUCUUGCUCCAACUUCGACGUUAUUGAUGUUUCUUGCGAUUCAUGCAGUGUUUCUAAUCAAAAGAAGAGGAAGUUCGCUGAAAUCAAAGGUGGCUGUGUAGCUAAAGCUAAGAAGAAUUUAGGAAAUGAAGGAAUUGGAGAGUCAAAGUUUAGGAGGAUCACCAGAUCGUAUUACAAGAAGGAGCGAGAAGCCAAAGGACAUGAACAAGCUGCGGAAGUGAGUGAAUCUUCAUGCGUCGAAUCCAAUUCUGGUACUGAUUUUCUUGCCUUUGGGAAACGAAGUUCUAAGUUGAGAAAGCCAAGCCAAGAUUUGCAGAAAACUGAGAAAAACGACGCGGUUUCUCCUUCUCUUGGAGCGGCUACGCAAUCUGACAUUUCCGGCGUCGAGCUGAUUCCUCAUGAAAUCUCAAAACUCUCGUCGGAGAAUAAAGAAAACGACCUCGUUUCUGUGACUUCCGGCUUUGAAUACUCCUCAACGUCGAAUUUAGACACUGCAAUCAAAGAGAAUGUAAAAGACGUCGUGGACGCCAAUUUCACCGUUUCGAACUCGGAGUCCGUUGUGGACCAAAAGCCGAAGAGCUUCUCCGGUUUAGAUUCUUCACAUCUCGCUUGCAAUGAACAGUUCUCAUUGGAAGAAGUCGUACUCGUAUCUGAUUACUCAUCGAGUCACGAGACCGUGUUCUCUGAGUUGCAAUCAGAUUUUUUCCCUGAAACAUCGGAUUUAGAUUUUUCAGAUUAUACUCCUUUACUAUCUUAUGAUUCCGGAAGCCAAUUCUCUGAGAAAUCAACAAAUGAAUCUCCUACUUCAGCCACUUACUCUCUUUUUCUCGAGUUCAAACAACAAUUCUCCAGAUCAUCCUCUCAUUUAGAUCCUAAAUUUACUUCGCACGCUGAAGAUGAGCGUCAACUUAAUUCUACAUUGGCGAGAUUUGAAAAUGAGGAAGACGAGGAGAGUUACAAAAGGUUGAGGGACAGAGAGAGACAACAAGUUUAUUUGCAUGAUUAUGCCGAGGAAUACCGAUUCAUGACUGACUACGGUGAUCUUAUUCUCCAGCAACGUUCUUUCAUGAUCCGCUGGAUUGUUGAGCAAUGUACUGCAAAGGAGUUUCAGCAGGAGACAAUUUUCCUUGGCGUUUGCUUGCUUGACAGAUUCUUAAGCAAAGGGUUCUUCAGAAAUAAAAGGAGUCUUCAGAUCGUUGGAAUAGCCUGCCUUGCAUUGGCCACCAGAAUCGAAGAAAAUCAGCCUUACAACUGUGUGAGGCAAAGGAAUAUUUACAUAGGAACCAACAAGUACAGCAGAAAUGAAGUGGUGGCCAUGGAAUGGCUGGUGAUGGAGGUUCUCAACUUCCAAUGUUUCCUGCCUACCAUAUAUAACUUCUUAUGGUUCUAUCUGAAAGCAGCCAAGGCCGAUGCAGAUGUUGAAAAAAGGGCCAAGUACCUGGCAGUGCUUGCAUUGUCAGACCAUGAACAGCUACGUUAUUGGCCUUCAACUGUUGCCGCUGGGGUCGUCAUCAUGGCUUCCAUGGAUAGCAAUCAACAUGGACUGUACCACCAAGUCAUUGAGAUUCAUAUGAGAACCAAAGACAAUGAUUUGCCUGAAUGCAUGAAGAGCUUGGACUGGUUGGUACAGUAUAUAAGGUAG
This is a messenger RNA of Gossypium arboreum, 1980 nucleotides long. RefSeq names its product cyclin-SDS. Gene Ontology annotation, molecular function: cyclin-dependent protein serine/threonine kinase regulator activity. The coding region runs from base 154 to 1980 and encodes 608 amino acids. NCBI's taxonomy places the organism in Eukaryota, Viridiplantae, Streptophyta, Magnoliopsida, Malvales, Malvaceae. The record is from RefSeq and is a predicted model, not a curated record. Gene Ontology annotation, biological process: regulation of cyclin-dependent protein serine/threonine kinase activity; mitotic cell cycle phase transition. The transcript is spliced from 7 exons. Gene Ontology annotation, cellular component: cyclin-dependent protein kinase holoenzyme complex; nucleus; cytoplasm.